Messenger RNA from Rhodamnia argentea, 1525 nucleotides. RefSeq names its product probable L-type lectin-domain containing receptor kinase S.7. The transcript has a single exon. The record is from RefSeq and is a predicted model, not a curated record. Gene Ontology annotation, molecular function: carbohydrate binding. Lineage: Eukaryota; Viridiplantae; Streptophyta; Magnoliopsida; Myrtales; Myrtaceae. The coding region runs from base 239 to 1297 and encodes 352 amino acids.
CUCCAAUCCAACCUCUCUUUCUCUCUCUUCUUUCUCUCUCUCUCAUUCUUUACUUUCUUCCACUGGUUUCCUCGCUGCAAUUCCCCCAAAAAAAAAAAAAAAAAUUUGUUUCACUUCGCUGUAAAUGCACAGACGGGAUCAUCAUCCCCACGCCAAACCCUAGAGACCCACUAGCUCUCUCUUCACUCCCAUCUUGUCUCUGUGGAGAUUCAAGCUCAGUCCCCCCCACCCUCGUUUCAUGGCCUCGACCUCCCACCUCAGGCCCUUCUCGGCCUUGGCCUUCAUCGUAAUCUCCCUCGGAGCCCUCUCCGCCGACCCGGGUCCCUCCUUCUCCUUCCACAAGUUCGCUAAAGAUGCCUACCUUGAGUCCAACCUCGCAAUGUACGGAGAUGCCAAGGUGGUCAGCGGGGGUUCCUCGGUUCAGCUGACUGACGCGGGGAGCCCGAGUGCCGGGUCGGUCGUGUACAGGAGACCCAUCAGGAUUGUGCAAGGUAAUCCGGAAAAGCUGGUCUCUUUCUCGACCUACUUCUCGUUUUCGUUGUCCGGAGGCGAUGGAAAUGACUUGGCAUUUGCUCUGUGUCCAAGUGGUUUUAAUGUUGAUGAAUUUGGGGAUAAUGGUAGUCCCUUUGGGCUUCUUCUGGAAAAGAACAGGCCUCUGAAUAGAACCGUCGCUGUUAGAUUCGAUUCGGCGAAGAAUAGUGUGGCGAUUGAUGUGGGUGGCCUCGGGCCUGUUAAAGUGAAGAACGUGUCUUCACUUAAUUUGGUGCUGAAUGGUGGGAGCAAGUUCCAUUCUUGGAUUGAUUAUGAAGCUGGGUCAAGAAGGUUGGAGGUUAGGGUGAGUAGGUCCUCCGAAUCGCGGCCGUCGGAUCCGGUGCUCGCUCGAUUCGUGGAUUUGCGGACAAUGUGGAAGGAGGGCGAUGUGUUUCUGGGUUUGAGCUCGUCUAAUGGGAACUCAAGCCGGGCGUGCUUUAUCCACUCUUGGAGCUUCAAGCUCAGGCAUGUCCCUCAAUGGAUGCACUCGGAGCCGUUGGAUCCUCAAGCCGUCGGUCGAAACACCAAGAAUUUGGGAGUCCAUGAGAAGAACGAUUGUUUCUUGAAAGUGCUGGCAGCGAUGAUUUUCGGCACGGGGAGUGGCGCUUUGGGGGCAUUCGUAGUCCUGUACUUGUGGACGAUAUUCGGGAACCGGCGUCCGGUGGCGCCGGAGGAGUUUGUGGUGGAGCCUGUGGAUUUGAAGAAGUGCAGUAAAUUGGAGGUGAUUGUAGAUAAGGCCGUCAAAGAUGUGAAUGCGACCAAGUGAAAGCUGACGGUUGUUUAGAUAAAGCCCAUCGAAGAAGAUGGCAAGUUAGAUGUCUGAAGUUGGGGGAGAUUUUUGCUGUUGGUCUUUUCUGCUGUAAAUUGAUGUCUUCUUUGGUUCUUUCAUUUUCAGCUUCCUCGUGUUGUUGUAAUCUGAUAAUUAACUGUCUAAAAUGUUAGUCUAUCGUCACAUAUUUUCCAGUUUGAAAGCACUUAAAAAUGUUAUUUUCAG